GCUAUCCGGGCCUGCCACAUUAUAGCGCUGUUGCAAAUUAGAACAGCAACACCUCACUCGCUUGUAAAGGUCUCCUAUUGAAUAGCCUAUACUUUUUGCCGCAGUUUUGUUCGCUGCUUUGAGAAUUUCCCUCGGAUGAAUGUCGAUUAGCCCAAAUCAGCUAUGGAGUAUGCGAAAUCCCUGGUCCCAGUAUCUGUUAUGAGGUCAGUAUCCUCAGUUGGUAUGUCACUAACAAGAAAAAUACUACCUGCACGUCAGCCCCGUCCAUUUAAAGUCUGCACCCAUAACUGCAGCAAGAGGAGGGCUGUGAUGGCCACCUCACUGGACGAGCUUCUGGAAAAGGCAGCGAACAGCUUGCUGCUGGUGUGCCAAUUUCUAACACUAGUGCUUGAGGAGGAUGGUACACUAGUGGACACUGAGGCCUUCUUCCAGUCCCUUCCUGCUAACUCUCGGCUCAUGGUGCUGGAGAAAGGACAAAUGUGGACACAAAGCCAGGUAGCAAACCCAAGUUUCAGACGCCCCAAAAGAAGUGGAAUCGCCUAUCUGAGCUUUGACCUGUACAAGCUGGACCCGAGGGAUUUCAUCGGCUGCUUGACCAUUCGAGCUACGCUGUAUGAGAUCUACACCCUGUCAUAUGAUAUAAAGUGCAUGCGGGCCAAGCACAUUCUGAAGUGGUUAUUGCGAUGCUGGACACAAGUGGCACGUGUAGCAGGCCAUAUGCUUCUGUGUGGCUCUUCCUACGUGCGACAGUAUAUUGAAGAAGAUGAGUACUAGUGCGGCCUAGCACUGUGCCUGCUGGCCCAAACCAACUUGCUUCUCUGACUCCUAACCACCAUGGACCACGUGAAGUAAUACUGCCUGCCAAUGAACGUUGUGUACCGUCUCCCUAAGUAAGACAUUUUAAUGUUAAACUUAAAACCUUGAACAAACCUCAAACAGCCAUUUAUAAAAUGUGAAUAGAGCUGCAAGAUUAUAUAUGCAUGUCAGUGUUGUGAUGUGACAAUAGUGUCAUGUCAGUGUUAUGGAGGUGUCCUUUUUAAGUGCUAUUUUAAAGUGUUAUACAUUCCCAACUGAGAAGUGAUCCACUUAGUUUUAUUGUAAAUAAAGACAUUUGACUAGGUUUUUAUGCUAUCCGAACAGGAGUUAUUGUCCAAUUAUGUCAUAUUUUUAAAAAACAGUGGUUGGUGGGGGCGAUGUACUGGUAUAAAUCAGGAAUUGUCUGGGAAGGAUGUUUGUACUGGCCUGACUGCACAGUUGUAUUUGGUGUUUUUGCAGAGCAUUUGGCAAAACCUGAACAUUUGACCAUAAAAGAGUUUAAUAUUAGGUCACAUAAGGCCUGUAAACUCUCUUAAGGGUAAUGCUGGCUUGAGAAAAAUGUGAAUGUUUCUGCACCUGCAUUUACUUUGAUGUUAUUAACAUCACAAUGGAAUGCAUUUUCCAUUCCCAGUACACACCCGUGUAGUGUGCUGAGCCAUAUAUCUGAAUAAAGUUUGUUAACCAA
This is a messenger RNA of Conger conger (European conger), 1501 nucleotides long. RefSeq names its product cell death inducing DFFA like effector a (gene cidea). Gene Ontology annotation, biological process: apoptotic process; regulation of apoptotic process. Bases 163 to 774 code for a protein of 203 amino acids. The transcript is spliced from 5 exons. Lineage: Eukaryota; Metazoa; Chordata; Actinopteri; Anguilliformes; Congridae. The record is from RefSeq and is a predicted model, not a curated record.